AUACAUGUGCAUGUGACAUUAUAAUGACUAAUUACUUUUUCAAAUAUACUUAUAUUGCGUGCGAUUGUUGCAUAUCAGUUUCAUUUCAAGAGAACACUUCGUCCAGUAAACAAGCUUAAGAGAGUUCGGAAAUAAUUUAUACUUAAACAAUUUAUACAGUGUUAUUAUAUUCAAAGUGCAUUUUGAGUGUAUUUGUAUUUACUGGUGUUCAUGAUGGAGAAUAUUUCUACCAAAAUAAUUGAAGUUCCAAAUAUCGGAAAAUUGAACGGUAAAAUUUGGUAUACACCAAAGAACAAGAUGAUCCAUCCAUGGGAAAUUUGCGUUCUAAAACACGAAUAUAGAUCAAAACCACAUCUUGGCGUCUAUUUGUAUUGUGUGAAAAAUACACGUCAACCAUAUAUUGCAUCGAUGUCAGUAAAAUUGCAUGGAGACAUAUGUGAUAAUGUAGAGUAUGUUAACCCGCAUGUGUUUGGGAACGGAUUCGGAUGGGGUGUUAACUCAUUAAUUGCCUGGGACGAUUUAAUGAACAAAACAAAUGGUUUUCUUACAGAAAAUAACGGCAUAAAAUUGUCAGUGACAAUUAAAUCAAAUGAUCCAAAAGAGAAGAAUAUGUGUGAAUUGCAGUUUGUACAAACCCCGAUUGAUGACCGAUCCAUUAAAUUUUUAUUGAUGGUCAAGAAAAUUGACCAAUUGAUUGCAGUGAUACCAUCAUCGAAGUUUGAAUUCAAAAAUAUAGUAUGGCUAAUUACGGUGUUCAAAAAUAAAUCGGAUCGAUUGGGUAUUCGACUUGAAUGUGACGAUGAAUAUGAAUUCAAUUACCAAAUGAAAAUGUCAUGUAAGUUGGAUUCAUCGCUUAUCCCACUUGAGACUGAAAAAAUAAAACAACUUGGCUCAUCUACGGCGAUGGAGACAGAAUUUUCUUUGGCUUGGGAUUAUUUGAUUAACCCGGAUUGUGGUUACGUCAAGGAAGAUUUUACAAUCGCCAUCGAACUGACCAUCGAGUUUAUUAACUCGACCAACAUCAAAGUUAAGAAGGUAAAAAACAAGUAUCCUGAAACUGGUAACGUUGAAUAUGAUUCUUUUGAAUCAAUGAGCAUAGAUGAUAAUGAGGCAAUAGAUCCAGAUUGUGUGAAUACAUCUACGCCAAAAACUAAUGACCGUCAAACUUUGCGUUCAAAUUCUCGUCGGAAUAAUUUGACAUUAACUCCGAUUAAAGAACAAGCCGAACAACCUGGAAAGCGAUCAAAAAUGUCAAAAGAUGAAACAGCUGGUGAAAAAGAUGAUGGUGCAAGUAUCGGAAACGAAAGUAAAUCAUGUGCAUCUGUGACAGCUAAUCGAAGUGCAAUUGUGAACAACGCAAAACGUGGGCGUCCAGUUGAUGAGGGUAUGGAUAUCAUUUUAAUCAGUGACGACGAAGACAAAGAAAACACCAUUUGAAUAUAACGACAGGACUAGCCGAAUACAGGGUCGAACAUACUCUUCCAUUUGGCAUCCAAUUUCAAGAGAUCGGACCCGAUAAUCUCUAUCUAAUCAGUAUUUUUUUAUAAAAUUUUGUGGUUUUGUUAAACAAUUUUCGAUAUUGAAAAUAUGUUUGUCUAACUGACGAUUUUCAUUUAAAUUUUUCAUUCCAAAAAAUAGAAAAAAAAAACGUAAAAUCAACUAUUUAGCAAAUGAGUAAACAUAUUCAUUAUGUUUAUAAAAUGGAUUAUUUGAUAAUAAUGAUACAUCAGUUUUUGGAAUUUUUCUUUUUUCUUAUAAAUAUUUACGUAUCAUG
Messenger RNA from Contarinia nasturtii (swede midge), 1774 nucleotides. RefSeq lists its product as uncharacterized. Gene Ontology annotation, molecular function: protein binding. The record is from RefSeq and is a predicted model, not a curated record. Lineage: Eukaryota; Metazoa; Arthropoda; Insecta; Diptera; Cecidomyiidae. The transcript has 2 exons. Bases 211 to 1437 code for a protein of 408 amino acids.